AUGUCCCUUUACCAUGAAGCGGCGGACAUCUUGACGUCGUCACCAUCACAGGGUGGGAGUCUCAAGUCUCGGAUAUUCAAAAAUAGCAAGUUCCGAUCGCCACCGAACCAGCUGUACGCUUUGGUGCUGGAGACGAGCAAAUGGAGCCCUGUCCUCACGGAAGUCAUCCAAGGUGCCGACCUGCUCAAGCUCGAGCGCAAGCUUACGCCGGCUCUGUCGCUGCUGCUGGUGCACGACCUGCUCCUCGCCAAGGGCGGCAUCGCCCUGCCCAAGGCGCAUGGGCUGCGCGUGUGCAUUGAAAAGUACAAAGGUCGCCUGUCGUCGGAGCUCACGCGGGCGAGGCUGCGGCGCAAGUCUCCGUCGCUGCGCGCUCUGAAGCUCGAGAUGAACAAGGCAGCCGCCGGCGAGGAGGCCAACUACCCGCGAUGGGUGCGCAUCAACGGACUCAGGAGCAGCGUCGAGGAGCAGCUCGAGACGACCUUUGCCGGCUACUCACGAGCGUCGCGAAUCCAGGACGUCGUGACCAAGGCCGACAGGCAUCUCUACAUGGACCCGCACGUCCCCAACCUCGUCGCCGUCACGCGGGGGUUCGACCUGACGGCCACGGAAGCCUACACGUCGGGCAAGAUUAUUCUGCAGGACAAGGCCUCGUGCUUCCCGGCCUACCUGCUCGAUCCGGGCCCGGACGAUGGCGACGUGAUUGACGCGUGCGCCGCUCCGGGCAACAAGACGACGCACCUGGCGUCCAUCCUGCGAGGCCACGGUGCGGCAUCGGCAUCGCGGCCGCAGACAAUCUAUGCGUUUGAAAAAGACGGCAAGAGAGCCGAGACGCUGGACAAGAUGGUUACCCUUGCCGGCUCCAAGUCGAUGACGCAGAUCGGCGCGGGAGAAGACUUUCUGAACGCCGACCCGCACUCGGACAGGUUCAAGAAUGUGGGCGCCCUGCUCCUCGACCCAAGCUGCUCGGGAAGCGGCAUCGUGGGCAGGGACUCGAUGCCGGAGCUGCAUCUUCCGGCACCGAACCCGAAGGCUUCCCACCGUCACACGGUGACGGCCGCCGGCGCAGGUGCCGAAGACUCGGAGCUACGCGUCGUCCGGGACGACGACGGAAUCGAGACGGUCAUGAGCUCGGAUGCGGUGCUGGAGAAGCGACUCGUGACGUUGAGCGAAUUCCAGGUCAGCCUCUUGCUGCACGCGUUCGAGUUCCCCGCGGCGAGAAAAAUCACGUACUCGACGUGCUCGGUCCACGCGGUGGAGAAUGAGCAGGUUGUCAUGGCCGUGCUGCGGUCCGAGGUGGCCAUGAAAAGGGGAUGGCGCGUGUUGCGAAGAGAGAGGCAAGUAGACGGCAUGAAGAAUUGGCCAGUGCGAGGCCUCUUGGAUGCCUGCGGGGGGGACAAAGCCAUCGCAGACGGGUGCAUCCGAUCCUACAAGGACGACGGACUGGGCGUCAUGGGCUUCUUCGUCGCGCCCUUUGUCCGGGACGACGCCUUGGCAGUCGCGGCGGGAGAAGGGCGGAGAAGGGAAGAGAUGCCUAUGGAACUGAAUGGCGGAGGAGUGCAAGGAAUACAAGACGACGACGACGACGACGACGACGACGACCAUGAGGACGACGACGAGUGGAAGGGAUUCUCGGAUUAG
Molecule: messenger RNA, 1638 nt
Organism: Drechmeria coniospora
Lineage: Eukaryota; Fungi; Ascomycota; Sordariomycetes; Hypocreales; Ophiocordycipitaceae
Product: NOL1/NOP2/sun domain protein
Exons: 2
Coding region: 1-1638 (545 amino acids)
Biological process (GO): rRNA base methylation
Cellular component (GO): nucleolus
Molecular function (GO): methyltransferase activity
Source: RefSeq, a predicted model, not a curated record